ACACGGGAGAGCUGUCGGCAGGCAUUCAAGUGCGGCAUAACUGCCAAACAGAUUGUCAACUAUCUGGUGAUGCACUCACACCCACAGCUGCACCACCAGAACCCUAUCAUUCCGGGCACUGUUGUCGACCAGAUCUCACUUUGGGAACAGGAAAGGGAUCGACUCCUCUUUAAGGACGGCGUCCUUUACAGUCAAUUCAAUUCGCAGCCGGACUUUGAUUUACUCAAGAAAUACGCCAAUGAUCUAGGUGUUUUGAUUUGGAACAAUCCUUUGCGACGAGUGAUGGUUGUGAGCCAUGACGGACACGACGAGGUGAGACGCUUCUGGAAGAGGCAUAAAAAGGAUCAUUAAAUUAACCAUUCAUUCAUCAAAUCAUUAGACAUUAAAUCAUUGAUAUUUUUGCAAUUUAUUAAAUUUAUUUAUUACUAAUAAAACGUGAUAUAA
This is a messenger RNA of Medioppia subpectinata, 444 nucleotides long. The record is from the annotation of a GenBank genome assembly. Lineage: Eukaryota; Metazoa; Arthropoda; Arachnida; Sarcoptiformes; Oppiidae.